CAAGCCGUGUGCAUUCUUUCAGUGCAAACAUAUUCUUCACUUAAACAUAUGAAUAUCUUCAUCACGCUUGAGCUUGUGCUAUAGUUCCUGCUUAAAGCAUGCAAGCAUUUUUUCCUGACGAUAGCAACUUCGCAUAAUCACGUUUGAUAGUCUUUCAAAAAGGUCGAUCUGGAAAGGCUACCUGGCUUGCGGGGGGUUCGGCAGCGGUCAACGAGGAGCGAGGAAGGCGCCAACCUAACUUAGCAGUGACGCUCUGCCUCGGUAUCAACUGAAGAUGAUGUUCAAAAGUACAAGUAGCAGCACGUUCACCAGCUAUGACAGCGCCACAAUGGACGUGGGUGACCGGGAUACGUCAAGGCCAUUCCUACGAUUCAACGCCAAGCCCGAGCCCGCGCCCGCUCAGCUGCAUCCCAGCGACAGCUCGAUGCUCGACCUCACAGUCCCGCUUAACCAUGCAACCUCGUUAGUACGGCGCGUAUUCAGCGAGGGGCUUCUCCUCCUUCGACUUGCCAUCCGGCUCUGGACGUAUCUGGGUGUAGGCUGGAAGUGGUCCAUCCAGCUGGUCCGGCUGGUGCUGUACGCCUGGCUGCUGAUGCCGGGAUUCAUCCAGAUGAUUGCCUUCUACGUGUUCAGCCCGCGUGUACGACGCAGCGUGGUGUACGGGCCGAAGCCCCGGCAGCGGCUAGAUCUCUACUUCCCGCCCGACAUGCGGCCACACGCGCGCUACCCCGUGGUCAUCUACGUUACAGGCGGCGCCUGGACCAUCGGCUACAAGGCCUGGGGUGCGCUACUGGGUCGGCGGCUGAGCGAGCAGGGGGUGCUGGUGGCCUGCCUGGACUACCGCAACUUCCCGCAGGGUGACGCGCUGGACAUGCUUGAGGACGUGAACACGGGCAUCAGCUGGGUGCUGGGCCGCUGCCACCGCUGGGGCGGCGACCCCGACUGUGUGACGCUGGUGGGGCAGAGUGCGGGCGGACACCUGGCGGGACUGGCGCUCAUAAAGCAGGCCGAGCAAUGCGCCCUGGGCACCCCCGCCCUGGGUGCCUGCCCCGCCUGGUCUCCCACCUGCCUGCGCGCCUUUGUCGGCGUGUCCGCCGCAUUCGAUCUGCGAGCCCUAGCGGAGCACCUGCACCGCCGCGGCCUGUACAAGAACCUCUUUGAGCGCAUUAUGUCGUUAACCACAACCGACGACAACGGUAACGGUUGCGGUAAUAGCAACGACAUGGCGCCAGCUGGUGGGCAGGAUGGCGGUAACGGCAACAGCAGUGGCAUUGGCAACACCGGCAGCAACGGCGCUGAUUGCAGCGAGGGGACUGCGUGCAAUGUCGGCAACCACGGCAGUGGCUACAGCCUUGUCGAUUGCGCAUGUGAUUGCGAUUGCAACUGUACUGUUCAACAGCGCUGCAAGAGCAAGAACGUCACCACCACCAGCGGCGGCAGCGGCGGGUGCCCUGGAACUGCGAGCAAUGCGCAAUCAGCCACUCACUGCACCAACAGCAGCAACAUCAGCAGUAACCUUGACGGUGGUGCAAACGGGAUUAACUGCGCACGCCUCCCAGCGGCACUGUACGAUGAAAUCCAGCCGGAAGGUUCCAUUGCCAACGGCUACACCAACGGCCGCACCGGUGCCACCGGAGGCAACAGCAAAAACCUCAACAACCGCACCAACGGCUCUACCACCACCAAUUCCAACAACGGAGGAAGCGGCGGUGGUGGGUCUUGGUUGGCAGGAAUCAGCGGUGUUGCAGGGCUCAGCGGUGUGGGGACAAGCCAUGACGCCAGCGGAUGCAAGGGCGGGGCGCAACCAGCCUAUGAGGCGCUGUCACCGCUGGAGGCGGCACGUCGGCUGCCGCCCGGUGCCGCAGCCAUGCUGCCGUACGUGCUGCUGAUCCACGGUACAGCAGAUAAGACGGUGCCGGCGGAGGGCAGCGCGAGGUUACAUGAAGCACUCAAGUCCGCCGGCGCCCCGCACUCCCGCUGUCUGCUGGUCCCCGGCAAGACGCACACCGCCUUCCUGCUGGAGGACCCCAUGCGGGGCGGCAGGGACCUGCUGAUGGACACCGUGCUCGCGGCGGUGCGG
This is a messenger RNA of Astrephomene gubernaculifera, 2080 nucleotides long. The record is from the annotation of a GenBank genome assembly. Lineage: Eukaryota; Viridiplantae; Chlorophyta; Chlorophyceae; Chlamydomonadales; Astrephomenaceae.